Molecule: messenger RNA, 1152 nt
Organism: Striga hermonthica
Lineage: Eukaryota; Viridiplantae; Streptophyta; Magnoliopsida; Lamiales; Orobanchaceae
Source: the annotation of a GenBank genome assembly
AUGGCCGGAAAAACCUUGAAGAGAAUAUCAAAGGCGUGCCAGCAAAACCGGCCCGAAGCGAGCUUCUCGAUAGAUCGAGGAAAACUCGUGAUGAAACUAUUGGCAGUUAUAUUAGUGGAGCGUGAGGGGGACGGUUUCCAAGACAGGCGGAACGUGGCCAUGGGAAUGCGGGAGCAGGGAUCGAGGACAACUGAUUGGUACGAAAAGCGAGAAUUCAGGGAUUCCACCCGAUCCGAGCGGAUGUUCACCGGCGCUGGAGGAGCUCUUCGCCACCCGCCGCCGGAUUCUCCAACCCUCGACACUUCCGAGCAAGUCUACAUCUCAUCUCUCGCGCUACUUAAAAUGCUCAAGCACGGCAGGGCAGGGGUGCCGAUGGAAGUCAUGGGGCUCAUGCUGGGGGAGUUUGUGGACGAGUAUACAGUGCGGGUGGUAGACGUCUUUGCGAUGCCUCAGAGUGGGACUGGCGUUAGUGUUGAGGCUGUUGACCACGUUUUCCAGACAAAUAUGCUCGACAUGCUUAAGCAAACUGGCAGACCUGAGAUGGUGGUUGGUUGGUACCACUCACAUCCUGGUUUUGGAUGCUGGCUUUCUGGUGUUGACAUUAAUACUCAGCAGAGUUUUGAAGCUUUGAAUCAGAGAGCGGUAGCAGUGGUGGUUGAUCCAAUCCAGAGUGUUAAAGGAAAGGUCGUGAUAGACGCCUUCCGUCUUAUAAAUCCCCAAACCAUGAUGCUCGGUCAAGAGCCAAGACAAACGACAUCCAACCUGGGGCAUCUUAACAAACCUUCUAUCCAGGCAUUGAUUCAUGGGCUGAAUAGGCAUUACUAUUCCAUUGCCAUAAAUUACCGUAAAAAUGAACUUGAGGAGAAGAUGCUUCUGAAUCUUCACAAGAAAAAGUGGACCGACGGAUUGACCCUACAAAAGUUUGAUGCCCACUCCGAAACAAAUGAGCAGACUGUACAGGAGAUGCUAAAUCUAGCCAUCAAAUACAAUAAAGCAGUUGAGGAGGAGGACGAGUUGCCCCCGGAGAAACUAGCUAUUGCCAAUGUGGGAAAGCAAGAUGCUAAGAAACAUCUGGAAGAGCACGUCUCAAAUUUGAUGUCCUCAAAUAUUGUGCAGACGCUGGGUACGAUGCUGGAUACAAUUGUUUUCUAA